Prosopis cineraria is the source of this 2886-nucleotide messenger RNA. RefSeq lists its product as uncharacterized. The record is from RefSeq and is a predicted model, not a curated record. Lineage: Eukaryota; Viridiplantae; Streptophyta; Magnoliopsida; Fabales; Fabaceae. Gene Ontology annotation, molecular function: GTPase activator activity. Gene Ontology annotation, biological process: activation of GTPase activity.
CCCAUUGACACUUCCUUUAUUUUCUCUGUACGUACACAAACAAACUUCUUGCUUUCUCUCCCUAUCGCUCUCAAAAGCAAGACAGACAUAUAGGAUGAGAUAUAAUCGAGUGUGCAAGCCAUUUGAGGAGACCAUCACCAUCUCUCAAACUGCAACGUGACGCUCCCCUUUGUCUUCUAUAAUUUCAGCCACCUCAAUUCCUCCCCGUUUUGCGAAGAAUUUUGCUGAUUUGAUCAUGCCGCCAGCUCUCACGGAUCCGCCAUUGUCAGAACCGUCGUCGGUGCCAUCGUCCAGCUCCGACUAUGUUCCUCAAAGAUCUGCGCUGGAGAAUCCGCGUUUCGGACAACUUAGAGGCUUGCAGUGGCGCAUAAAUCUUGGGGUUUUGCCAUCUUCUUCUUCAACUUCUAUCAAUGAUCUUCGUCGGGCCACUGCUGAUUCCCGAAGGAGGUAUGCUAGUUUGAGAAGGUGCCUCCUGGUUGAUCCUUAUACUCCCAAGGAUGGAGGUAGUUCACCUGAUCUUGUUGUGGACAAUCCACUUUCACAAAAUCCAGAGAGUACAUGGAGUCGCUUUUUUCGUAAUGCGGAGCUUGAGAGGAUGCUUGAUCAGGAUUUGUCACGUUUAUACCCAGAACAUGGCACCUAUUUCCAAACACCAGGAUGUCAAGUCUUGUUAAGACGGAUCUUAUUACUAUGGUGUGUCAAGCACCAAGAGUGUGGAUAUAGACAAGGAAUGCAUGAAUUACUGGCUCCACUGUUGUAUGUUCUCCAAAUUGAUGUGGAGCUUCUCACAGAAGUUCGAAAGUUAUAUGAAGAUCACUUCACAGACACAUUUGAUGGUCUUUUGUGUCAAGAGAAUGAUCUUUCUUAUAGCUUUGAUUUUAGAAAAUCUCCAGAUUUGUUGAAGGAUAAAAUUGGCUCCCUUGGAAAUGCAAUGAAAGUCAAGAAUAUUGAUGAGCUUGAUCCUGAGAUACAGACCAUAGUGUUGCUAAGUGAUGCUUAUGGGGCUGAAGGUGAAUUGGGAACUGUAUUGUCUGAGAAAUUCAUGGAACAUGAUGCUUAUUGCAUGUUUGAUGUUUUAAUGAAUGGGGCCAAUGGUUCAGUUGCAAUGGCUGAGUUCUUCUCUUCUGCCCCUGCAGCUGGGUCUCAUACUGGCUUACCGCCCGUCAUUGAAGCUUCUACUGCAUUGUAUCAUUUACUGUUCCUGGUGGAUUCAUCUCUGCACAGCCAUCUUGUUGAUCUUGGAGUUGAACCCCAGUACUUUGCUCUCCGCUGGUUGCGAGUUUUAUUUGGAAGAGAAUUUUCACUUUACAACCUCUUGAUUAUCUGGGAUGAGAUCUUUGCAUCAGAGAACUGUAAAGAUCAUGACAGACACUCUGGAUUUUGGGUCUUGCAAUCCCCUCGUGGAGCAUAUAUCUCUGCACUGGCUGUAGCAAUGUUACUUCAUUUGAGAUCAUCACUACUUGCUACUGAAAAUCCAACCACCUGUCUUCAGAGACUACUAAACUUUCCUGAGGACGCCAACAUUACGAUACUACUAGAGAGGGCUAAAUCUUUGCAGGCUUUUGCAUUGAGUGCUGAUGUUUCAUCUUCAUCACCUUCAUAUGCACAUACUUAUAACCAAGGUAAAUUGAUGUUUUUGAAAUCUCAAACCCUUCCAUCUGAAUCUGCUUCUCCAAAAACACCUAGGAGUUUGUUACCUGAUAGCUACUGGGAAGAAAAGUGGAGAGUUGUCCACAAGGCUGAAGAACUUAAGCAGCAAAGUAUAGAAAAAGAGGUUCCAACUCAGAAAAAGGGAUGGACUGAAAAGGUAAAGUUCAGUCUGAAGAGAGCAGGAUCUGAAGCUUCUCGUUUGAGAGGUAAGAAAGGUGAAAAGGAAUCGGAGGAAUCCGUCAAGCACAGUUUGAUCAAGGAUCUUUCUAGGGAACUUGGCUUUGAGGAACCUAUAGAAAAAGUUCAAUGCCAUGAAAACUUACGCCAGCAGGAGAAUCAUUCCGUGGUGACUGAAGAGGACCAACAAGAUGGAAGCGAUGAAGGCAACAAUUACACCAUUGAGGAUGGAUGUCUAAGUGGAAGCACCGGCAGUGAUGGGAACUUGUGCGUGAUCUCUAUCCCAACUUAUUCUGUAAAUGAGGCCAAUGAUCAUGAUAAUGAGUUAGAUGGUAGUGUUGUGUCUCGGUUCUUGCUUGAUGAAUGCCAUGAAAAUUCACAGCCUAGUCCCGUUGACUCAUCUCUUCCAAUUUCUGAUUCCCCUGAAAACUUAAGUCUGACAUCUGGUGAUAAUGAUACCACAGGAAAUUCAUCCGCCAGCACUGGGGAGAGAAAACUGAAUAGAUUUCGGAGGUUAUGGAAGGCUGGUAGGGAUACUGGUGAGGUUACAUCUGAAAAAGGUGGUGUUUGUGAGGAUGCAAAAUCUGCCAGUAGUUUUAGUAACCAAAGUAAUACAGCAGCCUCAUCUACUGCUAAUGGGCAUUGUAGUUCUGUCAGUCGUAAAGGGGAUUCUGUAGAUCAGAAUAUGAUGGGCACUUGGAGGAAUAUUGGGCAGUCCAUGCUUGACCAUAUUCAGGUAAUUGAGUCAGUUUUUCAACAAGACCGUGGCCACAUAGCCUCAUCGGAUAACACAAAAAAUGAUCUGGUUGGCAAAGGGCAGGUUACUGCCAUGACAGCUCUCAAGGAACUUCGAAGGAUCAGCAUUCUUUUGUCAGAGAUGUGAGGUGAAUCUUGUAUUGACCUGUACAUAGGUUCUGUUUUAACAAUAUUUAUUAGCAAUGAAAAGAAUUACUAGUUUUGCAUAUGUUUGGAGGCUCAUAUCUGUAUACAAGUGUCUGGGCUGUACUGUAUAAGUGUGUAUUAUAUAUAUAUAUGGCAUGAUAUUCCUGUGGGGGCAUA